This is a messenger RNA of Vombatus ursinus (common wombat), 4990 nucleotides long. RefSeq names its product beta-1,4-N-acetyl-galactosaminyltransferase 3 (gene B4GALNT3). Bases 1 to 3018 code for a protein of 1005 amino acids. Gene Ontology annotation, molecular function: acetylgalactosaminyltransferase activity. The record is from RefSeq and is a predicted model, not a curated record. The transcript is spliced from 20 exons. NCBI's taxonomy places the organism in Eukaryota, Metazoa, Chordata, Mammalia, Diprotodontia, Vombatidae. Gene Ontology annotation, cellular component: Golgi cisterna membrane.
AUGGGGAGCCCCCGGCCCGCGCUGCUCUUGCUCCUGCUGCGCCCAGUCAAGCUUCUGCGAAGGCGCUUCCGGCUGCUGCUGGCUCUUGCCCUGGUGUUCGUGGGACUCUGGACUCUCUAUCUGGAGCUGGUGGCAUCAGGCGAGGUCAACGGGAACCCCCUGUAUCGGAGAUAUAGCAGUUGGAGAGAACUGGCCAAGGCUCUGGCGAAUAGAAACAUUCCUGCUGUGCAUCCAGAUCUCAAGUUCUAUCAGCCCCAGAGGCAGGACUUCAAGGUUCAAGAGCUGGACAGAGGUGGGCUCAGGAGUGAGAGCUAUCAACAAUGGAACAGGCCUGUUCCCUGGAUCUCAGAGUUCCAGGGCCGUGCCAACUUGCAUGUGUUUGAAGAUUGGUGUGGAAGCUCCAUCCAGCAGCUCCGAAGGAAUCUUCACUUCCCACUCUACCCCCAUACCCGAACCACAAUAAGGAAGUUAGCUGUAUCUCCCAAGUGGACCAAUUAUGGGCUCCGGAUCUUUGGCUACCUGCACCCUUUCACUGAUGGAGAUGUCCAGUUUGCUAUUGCUGCAGAUGACAACGCUGAGUUCUGGCUAAGCUCCAGUGACCAGGUCUCAGGCCUCCAGCUGAUGGCUAGUGUGGGAAAGACAGGAAAGGAGUGGACUGCGCCUGGAGAGUUUGGAAAAUUCCGAAGUCAAAUUUCCAAGCCAGUGAGCCUGUCAGCUUCUAGAAGGUACUACUUUGAGGUGUUGCACAAACAGAAUGACCGAGGGACCGAUCACGUGGAAGUGGCGUGGCGGCUGAAUGACCCUGGGGCCAAGUUCGCAGUCAUUGACUCUCCAUCCCUGUCCCUCUUCACAGAUGAGACGCUGCUCAAGAUGGAUGAGGUGGCCCACAUCCCACAGACGGUGGCCAGCCAUGCUGGCCCUCUGCAUCCACUACCCACAGAUCAGGAGCACCCUGCUGACAUGCUGAGGCCUGAUCCCCGGGACUCCCUAUACCGAUUGCCUUUGAUCCCCAAAUCUCAACUCCGCCGGGUCCUACCAGAUUGCCAAUAUAAACCCAGCUACCUAGUGAAUGGCUUCCCCCUCCAGCGCUACCAGGGACUCCAGUUUGUUCACUUGUCUUUUGUUUACCCAAAUGACUACACCAGAUUGAGUCACAUGGAGACACAUAACAAAUGCUUCUACCAAGAGAACUCAUACUAUCUGGACAAGUUUGGCUUUCAGAAAUACAUUAAAAUUGACCAACUGGAUAGGCAGAGUCCAGAGCUCAAGGAGAGAUUGGAGCAACCAGGUUUUGAGGAGGACCUUCCCAAUGAGUCCCAGUAUGGAGAUCAGGGUGAAGAAUUCCCCACCCCCACUGACCGGGGCCCUGUGAUCUUAGAAGAUGAGAACAACCCUGCUUCCAUCCCUGGUCAGGAUGCCACAGAUUAUCACCUCAGAAGCCGGAGGAAGCUUCUAGCCACGCAUCCGAGGACCUCCCCAGCAACUCUGCCAGAGAAGAACAACAAAGCUUCCUCUAGAAUGAGGACAAGUGACACGGUACUCCAGAACUCCAGGAAGAAGAGUGAGCAAGAGCCCAGCCUUAAGCAUGUCCAAGAAGUGUCUCGUCCCAACCAACACCUCAUUGAGCACUUGGCAGUGACUUCCCCUCAGUUCAAGAGGUCCAGGCUGGGAGGUAGCCACCACAGGCAGACCUUGGAUCAAUCUCAGUGGCUGAAUCAGGUUCAGUCAUAUAUUGUGGAACAGAGAAAGGCUGAUGGAGCAGAGCCAGAGGCCCCUGGGAGAAUUCAGCAGGGGGAGGAGGUGGUGGUGGCUGAAGAUGAGGAAAGGCAGUUGGAGGGGGAGGAAGAGGAAGAAGAAGAGGAAGAGGAGGAGGACUUAGGUGAUGCAUUUGAAUACGUACCUCUGUUUGACCCUGCCGUGAACUGGAAUCAGACUUUCAGUGCCCGAAAUGUGGACUUCCAGACCCUGAGGACUGAUUGGAUUGACUUAAAUUGCAACACAUCAGGCAACCUGUUGUUGCGGGAGAGAGAAGCCUUAGAGGUCACACAUGUAUUUCUGCAGAAGCUGAACCAGAAGACAAGGGGGCGGUACCAGCUACAUCGUGUUGUGAACAUAGAGAAGCGUCAGGACAGACUUAGAGGGAGUCGCUACCUAUUGGAGCUGGAACUUCUGGAGAAGGGUGGUCAGCUGAUGCGGCUAUCAGAGUAUGUGCUGUCAAGGGACUGGCGAGGGGUUAGUGUGGGUGGUGGCAAGGAGCCAGAAGCACACAACUUACGUGGCAUGGUCUUGGGCCACCAGCGCCAGCGGCACCUGCUAAACAGCCAAUCCAAAGAACCUGAACUGUGCUGGCCCCUCGGCUUCUCCUGGAACCACCAUGCUGUUGUUCACUUUAUUGUGCCUGUGAAGAACCAGGCACGAUGGGUUCAGCAGUUCAUCAAUGACAUGGAGAAGCUGUCCCAGGUGACCGGCGAUCCCCAUUUCAACAUCAUCAUCACUGACUAUAGCAGUGAGGACAUGAAUGUAGAGAUGGCACUUAAGAGAUCCAGUCUGCGAAGCUACCAGUACAUGAAGUUGACUGGGAACUUUGAGCGCUCAGCAGGGCUUCAAGCUGGUGUGGACCUGGUGAAGGACCCACAUAGCAUUAUUUUCCUGUGUGAUCUCCAUAUACACUUUCCGCCUGGAGUCAUCGAUGUCAUUCGGAAGCACUGUGUGGAGGGCAAGAUGGCCUUUGCUCCCAUGGUGAUGAGGCUGCAGUGUGGGGCAACACCAAAGUGGCCUGAGGGUUACUGGGAAGUGAAUGGAUUUGGCCUGCUGGGCAUCUACAAGUCAGACCUGGACAAGAUUGGAGGCAUGAAUACCAAGGAAUUCCGAGACCGCUGGGGCGGAGAGGACUGGGAACUCCUGGACAGGAUUCUACAGGCUGGCCUAGAAGUGGAACGUCUCUCCCUUAGGAAUUUCUUCCAUCGAUAUCACUCCAAGCGGGGCAUGUGGAACCGUCGCCAGUUGAACAUGCCAUGAUCUCAGAAGGAUGCCCAGGCAGAACUGACUAAUUCCUGCCUCCUGACCUGCAGAUGCUUCCACUCCUGCCCACCACUGGAGGGGAAAUGAGAAUGAAUAGGAGGAGUGAGCCAGCACCCCCUCACACCCUGCCCAACACUAUUGAGAGCCAUCUUGCCACCUGUGGACCUGAAUGUGGAGUCUGAAUAGGUGGCAGUGUUGUAAUCUCCCCCUUCCUUUGACAGGAAGGAUUUCUAAGUGGAGGGUCUGUGGAGGGUGGUAGGGUCCAGGCCUGGGUGGCAAAGUUGGAAUACCUCUUCAGGAAGUGGAAAGUGGCAAGGGAAGGAGCAAUUUGUUCACCAGAUAAGAAGCUUUCCACAACCAGCUGGCCCUUUGUAGGGAGCAAGACCAUGAAACAGAGACUUUCUCUUUAAAAAAAAUUAUUGGUUGGUGGUAGAGGGGUGGGAGGUGGUAUCUUUCCACCAUAUUCUCUCAACCAACACAGACUAUGAGAAUCCUUGAUUUCUCAGAUGGGAAAACAACUCCCCAGGGGGAUGAGGUGGUACCUUUGGGGAAUAUUCUCAAUAGUGGAUCUCUGACCCUCUACUAUGUCAUGUUGUUUCCCCCAUGCCUUCCCCAGAAGCUCUCUUGUGAUCAAGGUUGAAACCUUAUUGAACACACUCCAAGAGUCAAGCCUUCUCAAGAUGGGGACCCUCCCUGCCUCAGCCUAUAUCCCUGUCCCUCAUUCCUCCCACAAAAAGACCGAAAGCAAGUGCUUCCAAUCACCUGACUUGGCCAUCAGCAACAGGGCAUUAACCUUAUCCAGUCAGAGAAGCUGAGCUCAGGCUGGCCAGAGCACAGGGCUGAAAUCCCCACCCCACCACUCCUUUGGGGCCAGUAACCAAUAUGGAAACUACAAGGAGUAGGUUUUAAAGGGAAAGUGGGAGUCUGUUGAGUUCCAAUCCCAUCCCAACCUCCCACCUUCACCACUGGAUUUGUAGACUAUUUUCUGCAGAGCAGAGGAAUAGAAAGUCUCUUCUCUAGGGGAAGCUAGUGGAGAGGAAAAAACAUGGGAGGGAAGCAGGAAAAGGGAACUGCUGGUCUAUGCAGAUGUACAGGAAGGGGUUCAGGUACUGUUUAUUCCUCCUCAGCCUUGGUAUUUUGAAAUAUUUCCAGAUAGGCACCCGGAAAAGGUAAGGAUCACUCUGAAUUAGCCGAAGCUCCUGGAACUUGGCGUGAGAGGAACAAGAAGGGAGGAAGCUCCUCCUCUAGAGUAGGGAGAGGAGUAAGGAGACUAAGUGAAGAGCAUCAUUAGGAGCACAGCCCUUUGGCCCAUUCACCAGGCUUCUACCUCUGCCUGCUGUUCCCCACAUGGUCAUUCCAUAUGAAUCUUGCACUAAUCCUCAGGCUGCCUUUGUGACUGGGAAUUCUCCUGCUGCUGCAUUCACCAAUGGUGCAUUCAAUACUGAGUCUCAGUACUCCAGUGUCUGUCUAGGUAUGUGAAAAAAAGAAGGAACCCCCUGGUUAAUGGGAAGGGAAUUAGGGGGAAGUGAAUCAGGGUCCAAGACCUCAGCCUAUAGCUGAACUCUAUCCCCAGUCAAACCUGCUGCAUUCUGAACAGAGCCAAUGACAGAGAGAAGAAGAGAGUUGAGGUUGUCCGUGUGAGAUGUUCAUUUUCUCUCAGAGUAGUUUUCCUCUGCAGAAACUUCUUUGAAAGGUCUGAAAUAGGCUUUGACUGGCAAAAGCAAAUUGGAAAUCACCCUCCUGGUUCAUCUUCUCCUUCAGAUUCCCAGAGCCCCUGCCCCAACCUCCCAGUCCCACACCCUAAUUUCCUUCCCUGGACCUUGAACCUAAGUGCCUCGUGUCUGAUUUCUGUACUGUUACCUCUGUACCAUCUGCCUUAAGAAAGAGAGGCCCCCUAGGUCUCUAUUCUAUAAAAGAAAGAGUGGGUUGGGGAAAGAAAAGGCUAAAUACAGCAUCUUAGAAAAAUCCA